AUGUGUAGCCCCGUACAGGCCUUGCGGCGGGUCACUGCUUCGAUUGGAUCUGCUUUGGGAAUGGUUCUCUCGCCAGUUGCGGUUAAUCCGAAGGUGAUGUACUUGUACAUGGGACUAGCAGCAACCAUGAUUGCUGCUGCUCCCGCUUUCUGGGUGUCAUUUGGGAAUUAUGACAAGAUUGAUGAUGAACUGAAUGAGACCGGAUUGAUAUAG
Molecule: messenger RNA, 213 nt
Organism: Penicillium vulpinum
Lineage: Eukaryota; Fungi; Ascomycota; Eurotiomycetes; Eurotiales; Aspergillaceae
Product: oligopeptide transporter
Exons: 1
Coding region: 1-213 (70 amino acids)
Source: RefSeq, a predicted model, not a curated record